AUGUCUCGCCAUCAUCCCGACCUCGUCAUGUGCCGCAAAAUGGCCGGCACCUCGAUGGGCCGCCUCUGCGACAAAUGCGACGGCAAAUGCCCCGUCUGCGACUCGUACGUGCGGCCCACGACCCUCGUGCGCAUCUGCGACGAAUGCGCCUUCGGCAACUACCAGAACAAGUGCGUCGUGUGCGGCGGCGAGGGUAUCUCGGACGCCUUCUACUGCUUCGAGUGCACGCGGCUGGAGAAGGAUCGCGAUGGGUGUCCGAAGAUUAUCAAUUUGGGGAGUUCGAGGACGGAUUUGUUUUAUCAGAAGAAGAAUUUUAGGAAUCAGUGA
This is a messenger RNA of Zasmidium cellare ATCC 36951, 327 nucleotides long. RefSeq lists its product as uncharacterized. Gene Ontology annotation, cellular component: precatalytic spliceosome; catalytic step 2 spliceosome; U2 snRNP. NCBI's taxonomy places the organism in Eukaryota, Fungi, Ascomycota, Dothideomycetes, Mycosphaerellales, Mycosphaerellaceae. The transcript is spliced from 2 exons. Gene Ontology annotation, biological process: mRNA splicing, via spliceosome. The record is from RefSeq and is a predicted model, not a curated record. Bases 1 to 327 code for a protein of 108 amino acids.